AUGGAUACUGCCGACGCUAUCAUCGAAGCUGAGAUCGAUCUCGACGCCGAAGCGCUGCAGCGCGAACAACAACGGGAUAAACUCCACCGGGGCGAGCCAGCCGCGAGGGUUUCGAAGGGAGGCGUGAGAGUGAAAGCAUCGCCUGAAGAGCAAGGAGAUAACGACGCGGAUGAAGAGUCGCCUUUGUUAGAACGAUCCAGGAGUAAUGGCGAGGAAGAGGAAGACAGACGGCCGUCAUGGCCGGGCAGCAUCGAUUUCGAGCAUCUCCCGUGGUACAAACGCCCCUCGAUCUUCUGGGUCAUCGGCCCGUUCUUCAUCAUGGCGUGCGCGUUUGGAGGAAUCGUGACGCCCAAGUUGAACUUGAUCCUCGAGCUCAUCUGUCGCGAGUACUUCUCCGAGCGGGUGAUCAACGAGCCGGGGUUCACGAUGAUUCCUGUGGAUUUUAACAAUGGGGAUAAUGACCAAUGUCGCAUUGAUGAUGUGCAAUCGCGGGUUGCGCAGUUCACGCUGUGGGGGAAUUUGAUCUCUGGGAUUUUGGCGGCCAUUAUGAGUCCUAGGCUGGGGGCUCUUUCUGACAGGUAUGGACGGAAACCGGUGUUGAUUGCUACGAGUGUGGGCACAAUUGCGGGUGAGGUGAUUACGAUCUUUGCCGCGAAGUAUCCGCAGACGUUCCCUGUGCCGGUGUUGUUGCUCAGCUACGCUUUCGAUGGGUUGACGGGAUCGUUUAUCGUGGCCAUGUCCAUGUCGAAUGCGUAUGCUACGGACUGCACGCCACCGAGUCGAAGGAAUGUUGCGUUUGGAUACUUCCAUGGAUGUCUGUUCACGGGUUUGGCGCUGGGACCGAUCAUCGCAGGGUACAUCGUGGAAUGGACGGGCCAGAUUGUGACAGUCUUCUACAUCCUCACGGCGGUGCAUGUGGUGUUUGUGCUAUUCGUGACGAUCCUCGUGCCGGAAUCGCUGUCGAAGAAGAGGCAGCAACUUGCGAGGGAGAAGCACGAGCUCAUGGAUUCGUUGCGAGGGCCUGAAUGGGAUAUGGUCAACAGACUGCGAUCCGUCAAUCUUUUGGAGCCGCUCAAGAUUCUGCGACCUACUGGCCCUGGAAGCAGCCCAGCUCUGCGACGAAACCUGCUGGUAUUGUCGGCGGUUGACACCAUUGUCUUUGGCGUUGCUAUGGGCAGCUUGACGGUGGUCGUCAUCUAUAUGAACAUCCAGUUCGGCUGGAAGACUUUUGAGUCGGGACGCUUCAUGACGAUAGUCAACAGUUGUCGAGUGUUCUGCUUGCUGGUCAUCCUCCCAGCAGUCACACGUCUCGUCCGUGGCAAACCCGACCCACACAACCACAAGAGCCAUGGAUGUGACCGGUUUGACCUGGCUGUCAUCCGUGUCGCCAUUCUCUUCGAUGUCAUCGGAUACUUGGGCUACACGCUUUCCAGAUCCGGCCUGCCAUUCGUUCUCUCUGGUGUGGUUGCUUCGAUGGGUGGGAUUGGAUCGCCCACUUUGCAAUCAUCCCUCACGAAGCACAUCCCCGUGGAAAAGACAGGCCAGCUAUUGGGAGCGGUUGGUCUGCUGCAUGCUCUCGCGAGAGUUGUGGCGCCGGCUGUCUUCAAUGCCAUCUACUCUGCCACGGUGCACAGCUUCAGGCAGACGGUCUUCGUAUGUUUGUGUUCGACGUUUGGGUUGGCGUUUAUCGUCAGCUGGUUUAUUCGGCCACACCUCUACUUCGACGAGGACGCCGCCACAGACGCCGCGCACGACGAAGCCCUGCACGAAGCACCCGCAGAACGAGGUCGAGUCCCCAUCGUCAACGCUGUCAGUGAUGCGUCAUAA
Zasmidium cellare ATCC 36951 is the source of this 1827-nucleotide messenger RNA. RefSeq lists its product as uncharacterized. Gene Ontology annotation, biological process: transmembrane transport. NCBI's taxonomy places the organism in Eukaryota, Fungi, Ascomycota, Dothideomycetes, Mycosphaerellales, Mycosphaerellaceae. Bases 1 to 1827 code for a protein of 608 amino acids. Gene Ontology annotation, cellular component: membrane. The transcript is spliced from 3 exons. Gene Ontology annotation, molecular function: transmembrane transporter activity. The record is from RefSeq and is a predicted model, not a curated record.